This is a messenger RNA of Symbiodinium pilosum, 440 nucleotides long. Lineage: Eukaryota; Dinophyceae; Suessiales; Symbiodiniaceae. The record is from the annotation of a GenBank genome assembly.
AUGAGCCUGAACUUGGCGCAGGAGGUGUCUCUGUUGCUGGAACAUGUGAAGAGGGACGAUCGAUGUAAAGUGAUAGUGUGGACUGGCGCAGGGCGAGCCUUCAGUGCGGGGGGCAACUUUACCGACCCCAACACAACAGUUCCGGAGGAGGUCUAUGAAGGCUACGUAAAGGCAGGCUUGGCAGUCCGACUGCCCGACAUCUCCUUGGCGGGUUCCACCCGGGCUAUGAUCAAGCUGCCAAAGAUCUCCAUUGCCGCCGUCAAUGGCAUGGCAGUCGGUGGGGGAGUGAACAUGGCCUUUGUUUGGCAGGACUACGCCUUCGUCAGCCAGGACGCGGUCUUUCGCUAUCCCUUUGGCGAACUGGGCCUCGUACCGGAGUUGGGCUCUUCUGUGCUACUGCCAAAGCUGAUCGGUUCACUACGUGCCAAGCAGUUGAUGCA